CUCGCUUUCUCUUCAUUGUUGUCUGCCGAUUCCACCUCGUCAUCACCCCCCUUCCCACACCCCAAACGAACCACAAUUACGUCCGCUGCAAGUUGCCCGGCAACCUGCAUCUCAACCGACGCUCACCUUCCCCGGAUUCCUAGCGAGCCGAGGAUUCCAUCCUGUACCCAACCCUACAUUGCUCCCGACAGCUACCACCUGCCCCCACACAUACAACUUUGACGACACCACCUCCUCGCAGGAACCCGGGUCGACGGUUCCCAUGAAACAGCAAUCAUGACGUCCCGAAAAACGCAACAAGAGAUCGACAAGACCUUCAAGAAGGUGGCCGAGGGGAUCCAACAAUUCGAGGGCAUCUACGAGAAGAUCCGGUCGACGACGAAUGCCACGCAACGAGACAAACUGGAAGAGAACUUGAAACGAGAGAUCAAGAAGCUUCAACGGUAUCGCGAUCAAAUCAAAUCGUGGGCUUCGGGCAAUGAAGUCAAAGACAAAGGACCGCUGCUGGAGCAGCGUCGAGCCAUCGAAACUUGUAUGGAGCAAUUCAAGGCAGUGGAGAAGGAGAUGAAGACCAAGGCGUAUUCGAAAGAAGGCCUCUCCGCCGCCUCGAGACUCGAUCCGAAAGAGAAAGAGAAGGUGGAGACGUGUGACUUCCUGUCCAACAUGGUGGACGAGCUGCAGCAGAAGAUCGAGGCCAUGGAGGCGGAAGAAGAAACCCUGCACAUGCAAGUGAAGAAGGGCAAGAAGGACGUCUCCAAGACGAAUCGAUUAGCGGAUCUCACGCGAAUCAACGAGCGGCACAAGUGGCACGUCAACAAGCUCGAGAUGCUGCUGCGGUCCUUGCAAAACGGCAACAUCGAAGUCAAUCAGGUGAUCGACAUCAAGGAGAGCAUCAAAUACUACGUGGAGGAUGGGCACAACGUGGACUACUCCGGGGAGGACGAGACUCUCUACGACGAUCUCAUCUUUGGAGACGACCCCGAUGGACAGUAUGCCAAUGCCGACAACGACCGGGUGUCGUCACAAGAUACGCAAUCGGUGCAGGAAGAUGAGUCGGAACCCAAGAUCAAGCCGAUCAAGAGCAACAGCGAUGCGACGGGGCCUCGACGACCGUCAGCACAGAUGAAGUCGCCGCUGCCCGUGCUCGCUACGCUGCACCCGUCGACCUCCACCAGCGCUACGUCCGGCAUGAAACCUGCGCCACCACCAACACGUCUGCCUGGUGAAACGCUCAAGUAUGCCUCGGCGGCGGCGGCUGCUGCUGCCAGCGACAAGAACGGCGUCGGUAUCGCUCCCCUCCCUCCGCCGCCGGGCGCCAGCCCUGCUUUCCCGGUCGCAGUUCCCGCCUCGAAAGCUUCGUCAACCGCCUCACCCAGCGUCUCGUCGGUACAACCUGCCAUCCGAACAACCUCGACGCCGGCCCCAACGACAGAGGAGACCAGCGUACGGCCGAAAACCCCUGCCAUCAGUCCCAACAUCGCCGCCGCAAAUGCCGCCGCCCCUCCGUCGAGCACCACGGUGGCCCCUCCGCCACCGACGACGACGGACAAGGCAGAGGCCCCUCCAACAACCACAGCCACUCGGGGGUCAACGGGGGUCAACGGGGAUUCGAGCAGCAAAGAGGAAAGCGGCGAGUCGGUAUAUCACCUGCCGCCGGGGUUGCAGGACCUGAUCCAUUCCUUCGAGGUGACCAAGGAGCGAGCGUCGACAACAUCGUCGAAUCCGCCGCCGUCAGUGCAACGACUUCUCGCCGCAUCACUCUCGACGAUGCCCGAGCCGGCCGACGCAGAGAAACCCCGACACUACAAGCCCCAGAACCCGUACAACACGCCCCUCUACUACCCCCAAGAACCCCUGUCCAUCUUUGACGAUCCGCGGUUAUACGACACGGGGCGCAUCGACACGGAUACGCUCUUCUACCUGUUCUACUACCGGCAGGGCUCGUAUCAGCAGUUCCUUGCGGCUAAGGCGCUGAAGAACCAGAGCUGGCGAUUCCACAAGCAGUACCAGACCUGGUUCCAACGCCACGAGGAGCCGAAAACCAUCACUGAGGAAUUCGAGCAGGGGACGUAUCGGUUCUUCGACUACGAGAGUACAUGGAUGAACCGACGCAAGGCGGACUUCAAGUUUGUGUACAAGUAUCUAGAAGAUGAGCUAUAAUGUGAGACUAGGCCCAAGUCAAUGCCAUUCAUGGACAAUUUUAUGUAUCGAUUCGCAUGCACCGAAAAAGCAGGUCCAGUAGCGGGAGGGAAUCAAUCCAUUGAAUACCAGCCAAAAACCAAAAACAAAAUUGACCCCAAUCCGACCUACCGACCGAUCAACUUCAUGUAUGGCAUUGAGGAUUGAAUUGUUCAAACCAGAAGGAGGGGAAGUUGUAUUUUUUUUCUUUUUUUUUUCCUGGUUUUAUCCCAUGCAUGUUUUUUCCUUUUCGUCUUUUUCUUUUCGUCCAUCCGAUUUUCACCUGUUUGAUUGUUCGAAUGCAUGCUUCAGGCACGAGGAAAUGAAAUGGGACUUGUGGGACAGGGGGGGAGUUUUUUUUUUUCUUUUCUUUUUUUUUUCUGCGCUGUUCUUACGUGG
Messenger RNA from Aspergillus steynii IBT 23096, 2577 nucleotides. Its product is annotated as CNOT2/3/5 family protein. The coding region runs from base 277 to 2160 and encodes 627 amino acids. Gene Ontology annotation, cellular component: nucleus; P-body; CCR4-NOT core complex. The record is from RefSeq and is a predicted model, not a curated record. NCBI's taxonomy places the organism in Eukaryota, Fungi, Ascomycota, Eurotiomycetes, Eurotiales, Aspergillaceae. The transcript is spliced from 3 exons. Gene Ontology annotation, biological process: nuclear-transcribed mRNA poly(A) tail shortening; regulation of DNA-templated transcription.